Messenger RNA from Penaeus indicus, 2697 nucleotides. RefSeq lists its product as uncharacterized. The transcript is spliced from 5 exons. Bases 128 to 1042 code for a protein of 304 amino acids. The record is from RefSeq and is a predicted model, not a curated record. Lineage: Eukaryota; Metazoa; Arthropoda; Malacostraca; Decapoda; Penaeidae.
ACAGUUUUGCCGUGACCUUCGCCUUGUGACUGUCUUUUGUGGUAUCCUUCGGCGAUACUCUUCGGGAAAAGGACUUAAACGAACGCGACUUUUGAGAGACUCGAACGCUAUCUUUGACACGGGCGAAAUGGGACAUAAGAGAAUGCUGCUGCUGCUGGUUUCGGCGCUGGCGUGCUUCGCGGGCGUGGCGCGGGCCUCGGAGCCGCCCGUGAGCCCGUGGCAGGUACUCAACCCGCCCCUCGAGGCAGACCUCGACGUCUACUCAGCCCAGAACACCUACCCGGAGGAGUACGAGGCCGACCCCGACGUCCCUGAUUACGAGGAUGAGCUGGAGGAGGAGGAGGAGAUGCACAUCCCCGAGCUGCCCUUCAAACUGCCCUUCAAGCUGGACAAGAAGCAGGUUGACGUGGCCAUGAAGAUCCUGAAGGAGGCCGUGAAGCCCAUCCUGAAGAGCAGGGCGCUCCGCGAGUACGUAGCUUACUUCGACGACUCUCUGGCCAGCUACAACGGCGACAUCGAGACCCAGCUGUACCUCAGGCUCGCCCUCGACUCGGCGCAGGAUAUCUACGAGGGCAAGGAGGCGGGGCAGAUCCACUCUGUCGUCAAGGAGUUCUUCACCGACAUGAGUGACGAGGAGACAGCUCGCACCAUCGAAGACAUGUGGGACUACGUGUCGCCCGCCAUGGACGAGUGGUUCUACGCCCCCGUCAGGAAGUACCUGGUCGACCCCGUCAGGGACUACCUGUACUACCCAGUCUCCAACGCCAUCAACGACUUCGCUGAUCGCAUCGGCAGAUUCAUGAACAACGACUACGAUUCAUCCUACGUCAGCGUCCAGUACCCGCAGUACCAGAGAUGGAGCGACUCCGUGAACAGGUUCACCAACAGGAUCUCCAAGUGGACCAGCCAGGCGCGCCGCAGCCUCGAGACCGCCGCGAAGGUUCUGGAGGCUCAGGACGAACAGUACGAAGCCAGGGCUUGUGGAGGAUCCUGCGGGAGCACCGCUCUGGAGGAGGAUUCUACCGAUCUUGAUGUCCAGUGAUCAUGAACUCCAGUUCGAUGACGGAGACGCUUACAACCAGUACUCAAAGAGCGAACUUUUAUAAGUUUUCGUUCGGAGAAGGAAAAAAAAGAAAAGGAAAAAAAAAAGAAGAAUAACUGCAGCACGACCUGACCUGGAGGGAAGAGGGAAUAAGAAGAAACAGAAGAGCAUUGGGAUUGUUUUUUGAUUUUUGUUUAUCUUUCUCUUUCUGUUUCUCUCUUUCUCUUCGCCGGUGACUCGCUGACAGCUCGACAGCGACCUAAGGACUGUGAUGAUAUGUUUUUAUUUUUUUUUCUAUUUUUGUUCUACUUAAAAACAAAAAAGAAAAAUCACUGCGAGAAGAAAAGAGAGAUUGGAAGAGGAAAAAUUAAGGUUGUUGCGGAUUAUAGAUGAUUAUUUGUUAUAUAUGAUUUUUUUUUCUUCUUCUUUAUUUUGGUUGUCAAGCCUUUCUCUCUCAGUGUUCUUGUCCAAUCGCCUUUUGUUUUAAUCUCAUGCUCUUACGAGUUCUGUAAUUACCUCACUGCAUUUUUUGUAAACUGUCAUGGAUUCCAUAUUUCAGCUCUCAAGUGAUGCUUUUACAGGGUGCAUAUGUUUUCAUGUUAGACAGCCCCUUUCAUAUGCCUGUGUAAGGUGGCUGAAUAUAUACAUACAUGUAUGAUAUAUAUAUAUAUAUAUAUAUAUAUAUAUAUAUAUAUAUAUAUAUAUAUAUAUAUAUAUAUAUAUAUAUACAUAUAUAUGUACGUAUGUUUAUGUAUAUAUGUAUGUAUGUACGUUUGUAUGUAUAUGUGCUUAUAUAUAUGCAUACGUACACAUGAGUACAUGCCUAUGUGUGAGUACAUAUGCUUGCGUGUGUACCCAGCCACAUAUGCCCACGUAUGCCAACCCGAGUGUAUUCUAAUCUCGACUUUCUUAUCGACGCAAGACCGUUAGUCAAUGCCAUCUCAUUAUCUCUUACUCUUCGGCGAUCCCAACUCUCGAUUUCUCUCCAAAACGGGUGACACUUCAUUCUCGAUAAGGGUUCUGUCAUGACAUCAGUGACCAAAGACAUAGUAGUGUAUCAGUAGACAAGUUCAAGACAGUUCUGUGAAUUCUCGACCAAUGAUACGAAGUGACUCGACUGUCUGUGGAUCGCAGGGCAGACAGGAUAUCAGCUCUGUUUUUUUCACUUUCUUUUAUUUUUAUUCACAUUUUUGUUUGAUUUUUUUUUUCAUUUUUUUCUCUGUUGGAGAAUGUGAAUGUUUGAUUUGAGGAUCUGUUUCACUGGAGUAUUGUAGACUGUCUGUAUAUGCAAAUCGUAUUUAUAUGUAUCCAAGAUUAUGCAUAUUUGCCAAAAUAGUUGAGUUUUCAGUCACUUCAGUAAUCCAAAAUAGUAAGGAUAUAUAAUUUCAUUAACGUCAAUUUUUCUCAUAUACCUUUUGUUUCAUUUUAUUUUACUUUUUUCUUACUAAUAUACCGUUGUUAUUUAUUACCAGCAUAUUUAUUUGUAACUAAGUAGAAACUUUUCGAAUUGUUUUCAUUACAUUUUGCAGGACAAAAUUGUAAGAAAUAAAAAGAGACAGGACAGAAGACUGCAAAUAUUGUUGUUGUUGUUGUUGAUUUUGUCUUGUUGUACAUAGUAAUAAGCUGACUUUUCCAAUAAAGUGUUUGUUAAGUUU